Neltuma alba is the source of this 1152-nucleotide messenger RNA. RefSeq names its product serpin-ZX-like. The transcript is spliced from 2 exons. Lineage: Eukaryota; Viridiplantae; Streptophyta; Magnoliopsida; Fabales; Fabaceae. Bases 1 to 1152 code for a protein of 383 amino acids. The record is from RefSeq and is a predicted model, not a curated record. Gene Ontology annotation, molecular function: serine-type endopeptidase inhibitor activity.
AUGUGGCGGAAUCUUGUUUCUCGGGUUUCCAUCAACCAAACAGCGAAAUGCCUGAAAAGAAGUACUGUUCUUUUCUUCUCCUUCUCCCCAGUUUCGGCUAUUCACUGCGUAGCAAAUCCGCAAUUUCAGAAAGCAAUGGUGAAGCAAACUGAGGUUUCGUUAAGCUUCGCAAAGCAUCUAUUCUUGAAAGAAGCGAACAAAAACGUUGUCGUUUCACCAUUGUGCAUCCAGGUGUUGCUCGGUGUCGUCGCUGCCGGAUCCAAGGGCGCCACCCUCCGUCAGCUUCUCUCCUUCCUCAAGGCCACCUCCGUCGGUGAUCUCACUUCCUUCGCCUCUCAGCUCUCCGAUGUUGUCUUCGCCGACGGUGGUUCCGGCGGUGGCGUUUGCUUGAGUUGUGCCAAUGGCCUCUGGUUCGAUCAAUCUCUAAUUCUGAAGCCUUCGUUUAAACAGAGUGUUGAAUCUCAUUAUAGGGCUAAUCUGUCUCAAGUGGACUUUCAAAACAAGUGCUUCAAAGGGGUAUGGUUGGAGAAGUUUGAUUCAUCAGAAACUAGAGACUAUGAAUUUCAUCUUUUAUGUGGGAACUCAGUGAAAGCCCCUUUCAUGACCAACACGAAGAAAGAGGAAUACCUUAUUAGGGUGUGUGAUGGUUUCAAAGUCCUUGGUCUCCCUUAUAAGCGUCAUUUCACAAUGUAUAUCUUUCUUCCAGACUCAAAUGAUGGAUUUCCUUCAUUGGUCGAGAAGGUUGGUUCUCAGUCUAACUUCUUGAAACAACACCUUCCUAAGACUAACGCAGGAGUAGGUGACUUGAGGAUCCCAAAAUUUAAGGUUUCUUACGAGCUGAUGGCUUCCAAUCUGUUGAAGGAACUAGGGCUAACAUUGCCAUUCUCUGGAGGAGGAGAAUUGACAGAAAUGGCAGAUUUCCUUGGUGGUAAUGAGAUGUUAUAUAUUUCAAACAUAUUUCAAAAGGCAUUCAUUGAAGUCGACGAAGAAGGUACAAAAGCCGCUGUAGCAACCUAUAACGAUGGCGUCAUGGCGGGUCCUCCACCUGAAAUAGACUUUGUAGCUGACCGUCCUUUUCUAUUUCUAAUCAGGGAAGAUAAAAGUGGAGCAGUGUUGUUUGUUGGGCAGGUUCUCAAUCCUCUUGCAAGCUAA